AUGCGUACAUUCUCGUUCUUGGACUUACUUGCAGCUACACUUGUAGUAAAUGGUGCCGUGGUUUUCACGACUGCUAUUAACGAUGCGCAAGGAACUACUUUCUCGUUGCGGACAAAUUCUUUGAAUGACGCUCAAUAUGAAGAAAGAGCAAUUGGUAUCGGCUCUAGUGUUGAGUCUUCCGGAGCAGUCUCGACAUUUUCCAAAAAAGCAAAACGGCAAUUUCAAAUUGCGCUAUCGGACUCCGCUGUGCAGAAGGAAAUCAAGAAACUGAACAGUCGAGAAUUACCUGAUAUGUACAACCUCCUCGAUACUUUGCGCAAUUACGAUUUAAGCUGGGAUGGUGUAAUGGAUUUAGAAGAACUCGCAGUGAUCAACAAGAAUUUGAUUUCAUUUUACAAUAAACAGCAUUUUCUCAAAGAACAUUCUCCAAACGUACGGAAAGUUGAUUCCAAACUGGCCAUAGCCAUUGCGAAUCUCUUCGGUAAACCAAGAAAAACUACCUGA
Messenger RNA from Plasmopara halstedii, 504 nucleotides. RefSeq names its product RxLR-like protein. Bases 1 to 504 code for a protein of 167 amino acids. The transcript has a single exon. The record is from RefSeq and is a predicted model, not a curated record. NCBI's taxonomy places the organism in Eukaryota, Oomycota, Peronosporomycetes, Peronosporales, Peronosporaceae.